GACCUCUGUAUCACCAUCGUUGAAAAAGAAACAAUAGAAAGAGACCCCCAAGGAAGAAAGACCAAGUAGAUCUUGUCAUCAGGUGCUCUAAUAAAAUUAUUAUCAUCAUUGUUCUUAUCACAUUAUUGUUUUCUGUAUCUACUAUCUAGCUACGUAACAUAAGAAAGCCGACAAAUUAUUAUGAUGUAUAUAAAUAAGCAAUCGGCUUUCCCCUUGAGAACCCACACCAACACACAGCAAACGCAGCUUGAGAAAUAUUUCCAAUAAAAAACCUCCAGAGGAAAUGGCCACCAACAGCUUCUGCAUGAUCAACAAAUCCCUCCUGGCCUUCUCUUUCAUUCUCCUGAUGAUUUCCGGCGCUGAAAGUACGGCAUGCGUACAAACGUGCGAUAGCGCUAUCCAGGUGAAGAAGAAGGAUACCUGCAAUCAAGUUGCUGCUACGUAUGGCAUGACUCCGAACAAAUUCCUUUCUUUCAACCCAAAUUUGCCUUGCAGGCAUCUCUUCAUCGGCCAAUGGAUUUGCGUCGCAGGCACAGCGUGUUAAUCAGAUCCUAGUUAAAGCAUUG
This is a messenger RNA of Linum tenue, 566 nucleotides long. Lineage: Eukaryota; Viridiplantae; Streptophyta; Magnoliopsida; Malpighiales; Linaceae. The record is from the annotation of a GenBank genome assembly.